AUGAGAGUUUCUCCGUUUGUCACAUGUGUAUUGUUGGCGGCUGUGUUACCGGCGUACGCGGCGCCUGAGUUUUACACUGAGCAGCACCAUGUACGGAAACCGGACGGCUCGGAGAGAUUGAUCACGGUCAAGAAGAAGAGAGUGGCUACGACCACGAAGGCUCCGGCGGCGACCACGAGGGCCAAGCCUACGGCUAACGCACCCACCAAGGCGCCGGCAGCGGCCACAAAGGCCAACACCCCCACAAAGGCGGUUAGCACCACGGUGGCUGGCGCAAAAGCGAAAAAGGCAUCGCAGAAAACAGCGAAUACGCCGGCGAAGAAAGUCGGUAACCUUCAAGCCACUGCCAAGAAAAACGCGGCUGCCCAAACUCCAGUCAAAUCGGUCAGCGGCAGCGCCGGUACCCCCGUAAAAUCGGUCUCUGGCUCGGCAACGGCUAACACCCCCGCAACGAGCGUUGGGAAAGCAACACAGAAGAGCACCACUCCAGUCAGAACGGUACAGAAAGAAGAAGAGGACGAUGGUGAUGAUGGCUGGUACAAAUGGUGGAAGGGACUCCUGAUCGCUUUGGCUGCCUUGGCCGUCAUUGGAAUCAUCGCCGGACUCUGGGUUUACGGCCACAAGAAACGCCAUGCGACCGCUACCCGCGUGACAACCACCACCCGGCCCGCAACGGAGAUUGAAACCGGACUGAACGCCACGACCACCGUUGUUCAGCCAGCAGAGAUCCGAACCACCACCACUGAAGAGAUCAAACCGGUCGCCACGGAGGGAGCGCCGGCUGCGGAGGGAGCGGCCAUCCCCGCCGACGGAGCGGUCGCUCCCGCUGCUGCGGCUCCCGCUGCUGCGGCUCCCGCCGCCCCGGCCCCCGUCUCUGCCCAACCCUCGGCUCCCAAGAGCGGCGAGCUCGGCAAGAACGGUGACGUUGUCGUCACCGAAAAACUGAACCAAGGGGCUGGUGCAAAGCACCGCCGUUAA
Molecule: messenger RNA, 978 nt
Organism: Gregarina niphandrodes
Lineage: Eukaryota; Apicomplexa; Conoidasida; Eugregarinorida; Gregarinidae
Product: putative transmembrane protein
Exons: 1
Coding region: 1-978 (325 amino acids)
Source: RefSeq, a predicted model, not a curated record